Molecule: messenger RNA, 871 nt
Organism: Medioppia subpectinata
Lineage: Eukaryota; Metazoa; Arthropoda; Arachnida; Sarcoptiformes; Oppiidae
Source: the annotation of a GenBank genome assembly
UUUGAAAUUCACGAUAAAAGUGGUCAUUACCGCCGAACCCGAGGUAGUGUCAAAAAAUGUCUACUCAAACGCCUACCAAAUACUGUCGUAUAUGCGGCGAUAUAGCCGUGAAUUCAAAUGCUUUUUGGGCGGCAAUUGUGUCAUAACUGCCGACAAUCGCAAACACUGUAAGAGAUGUCGUUUAGAUAAGUGUUUGGCCGCCGGAAUGAAACCCCACUUAAUUUAUUGCCGUAAACUUAAAUGGGAUCUAAAGUACUUAAAUGACAUACAAGUAGUCGAGGGCUCGUCAACCAGUGGUGAAGAUUUAUUACCAUUUGAUUUCACGGAUAAACAAUAUAUUGACACAAAUGUGGACAACAUUUGCGAUAUGAGUGGACACAUAUCGGGCCAACAACUGGUGGCCAUCGAUAGGCCGAUCACUGAUUACAACACUGUUUUCAAUGAAUUAGAAGGCAAUCGAUUCACUGAAUUACUGAACGCCACUAAAACACCUGAAAACACCGGUAAUCCCAGGGAUGAGACACUUGUCGAUGAGAUGACCGACGGAUUACUUGUAUUAGCGCUGAAACACGAGAAUUGGAUUAAAGAGACGGUAGAAAUGUGUCAACUAUUGGCCAGUUUUGGCGAUCUCUGCGAAAACGAUCGCUUAAUUUUGAUUAAAUACUCGUCGAUUAAGAUUAAUGUUUUACGUAUGGUUUCGUCGUUUAAUUAUCAAGCAAUCUUCCUAUUUAACCCCAAUCGGCCGCACCUAACUCAUAAAACCACAAUUAAACACCAACAGAAUUUGCAUGAUAAAAUAUUGGAGCACUGCAUCGGCCACUGGCCUAAACACACGACACCUCUCUUUACAGAGAUUUGCAAUCGUUAUGAA